AUGGGUGGUGAGGUCGCUGGUUCAAACAUCGAUGGAUAUGUGUCAAAUCUUGAAAACAAGAGAAUUGAUCUCUUUGAUCGUGGCACCAAAGGAUGUGGGGAAGAUAAUGUCUUGCUAGCACCGUAUGAAGUUACCGUGGAUGGCUGCUAUUUGCUGGUGCAAACUGUUCAAGACACCAUCAAUGUUGGAACAGAAACUGCAGCAGCACUCAAGGAUCAGAUGGAGUUAGCAUUGAUGGCUGCAACCAUGACAAAUCAACAGCUAGUAGGUAGUGGAAACUGGAUGAUGGAUGAGACUGAUCAAGCCAUCGAGAGAAAAAUAAUUUCUGUAUCUCGUUGUUUGUUGUGGACUGUUCAAGACACUGUCAAUUUUGGAACAGAGACUGCGGCAGCACUCAAGGCACAGGUUGUUAAUGAGCUGGACUCUAUCCAUUUCUCGAUCAAGAAAGCUUCUCAACUUGUGAAGGAACUUGGUAGGCAGGUUGCAACUGAUAAAUGUAUUAUGGCUUUACUCUUCCUUAUUGUCGUUGGAGUCAUAGCCAUCAUUAUUGUUAAGCUCGUGAACCCAAACAACAAGGACAUCAGGGAUAUUCCAGGAUUAGCCCCACCAGCAAUGACUCGGAAAUUACUUUGGAGUGCUAGUUAAAAAUUUAGAAAAGGAUCAUGUAAUGAGAUUGUGAUGAUGAUUUGUCAUCUUAUUGGAUGGAAUAGCUUAGCUUGUGAUGCUGCUGGUGGCACCUUCUUUACAGAGCUGGUCUACUUGAGUAUGGAUUUCUUUCUAGUGACUUUUCUGCAGAGUGGUCAAACUUUCCCAAACGAUAGUCUGUCAAACAACUGCUGGGAUUCAUUUGCUUCAAUUGGAAGUGGUCUGUAUGAUAUUUCUUCCCCGACUGAAAAAUCAUUCCUAUUUGAGGGAAACUAAAAAAUGUGUAGAUUGUGUUGGUUCACACCAUGUAUUUGCUACACUUAUAAGAUAUUUGAUCUGCAU
This is a messenger RNA of Quercus lobata, 987 nucleotides long. RefSeq names its product novel plant SNARE 11-like. Lineage: Eukaryota; Viridiplantae; Streptophyta; Magnoliopsida; Fagales; Fagaceae. The record is from RefSeq and is a predicted model, not a curated record. The coding region runs from base 1 to 645 and encodes 214 amino acids. The transcript is spliced from 10 exons.